UCUGGUGUGGAGUGUUGGGUGUAUAACGUAAAACGGUGGCAAAGCCCGCGCGAUGUCUAAACAAUAUUGCUAACACAUUGGUUGUUAUGUGCGGUGUGUUAGAGUUGAUGGUUUUUUUUCCUUCUAUAUAGUGUAGAGAGUAUGUAGUUCCAUACCGUUUGGUUGUGACGACGGCGAAAGUUCGGUACGGCUUUAGUUGCUAUUCAAAUAUUGACGAAUAAAGUCAUGCUUCGGAUUUAGACGCGUGGUGUGUGUUCCGUUGAGUGGCUAUCACCACCACAUCAAGUGUGCUAUCAGCAUCUUCCUGUUCGAUUGAAAUCGCGUGAACCUUCUUCAGUAGAAAAGAAUUAGGAGGAGUGCCGUCAUCAGAGUGCCUUUAUCUGCCCGAAAGCAUUUUUGCACAAUACAUUGAAUGGCACAUUGUUUUCACUUUUUCCUCCGAUAAACAACCUCUUGGGUGGAAAUUCUUGAGAUAGCAUCGUGAUUAGUGAGUGAUAUAUUUGGAACAAAAUAAUCAUCAUGAAGUAUUUAUUGUGUGUAUCCCGACAUUGAUUACAACGGCAUAUCGUGUGCAAAUCAAUGACGUAUUGUGUCACGUUUCUCAUGCAAAAUUCGCUAUUGGAGUAACCACAAAAAGGUGUACCUAUAUAUCGAAAGAUAAUCGAAGUGAAAAGCCCAAUUUGGAAAUGCCAACAUCGGACAAAGUUGUAAGGUUGCCAGAUCCAACAGUCAGAACAUAUCGAACAUCAGAUGAACGUCCACCUGUGUAUUCAAGAAAACUCUAUAAAGACUUUUUACCGAAAUCACUCAUCACGCAAAACCAGAAAACCCGUGUUCAAUUGAAAACAAUUAAAAAUAAUUAUAUCGGUGGGAAGGAGGUUGAGAAGAAAGAGGCUGACAAUCCGUGGGUAACUGGAGGUGCUCUGGGUACCAAAGAUGCCGUUCUUGUGUUCCGUACGUGUGUCCUUUCGCAGCACAACGCAUCGUCGUCGGAGCCCGAUUUGGUGGACAAUGGGAGCCCAUCGACGUCCAGUGAAUGCGUAGCUGGGGAGUCACUGCCAAUGCUGGAGCCAUCGAAGGGGGAGAAGAAGAGUCUCGGGAAGUUGGUUGUGAAUAAAUUGCGCGUGCAACUGGUGUCGUCGAUCAGUGAGCCGUCGAUUGCACGACGCAAUGGCAGCGAUUCGGCGGGAAGUGAUCAAGAGAAGGAGAUGGAGUUCAAGUCAAUUUCAGACUCCGAAACGCACGCCAAUGAGGACACGAGGAGUGACUCCAAGACGCCAAGGAAGGAUAAAUCGGAGGUGGUUGUACCCAAAGAUAAGUCUGAGAUGCCAGGAGCGGUGCUCAAUGUGCGGUAUCGCUUCAUGAACACCGAAACGCGACUUCUGCGGAAGAUUCUCGGUGGGCAUGGGCUGAAGGAGGCCGAAGAGGAUGAGACGUUCAAUCUCUUGUGGACGGGGAUUCACCUCAAGCCAGACAUUCUGCGCAAUCUUCUGCCCUAUCAGCGAGUUAAUCAUUUCCCGAGAUCUUCAGAAUUAACCCGCAAGGAUCGCCUUUACAAGAACAUCGAGAAAAUGCAACACCUCCGUGGUGGGUCCAAGAACUUCGACAUUGUGCCAGAAUCCUACCUACUGCCGACUGAGUAUCGUGACUUAGUUAGUGCCCAUAACAAAUACCGCGGUCCGUGGAUCGUCAAGCCCGCUGCUUCAAGUCGUGGUCGGGGGAUCUACAUCGUCAACACUCUGGAUAAGAUUCCUUCGGAUGAGCAAUUAGUCGUUGCCAAGUAUAUCAGUGAUCCUCUGUGCAUUGAUGGCCACAAAUGCGAUGUGCGCCUUUAUGUGGCUGUUACGUCAUUCGAUCCACUCCUGAUCUACGUCUACGAAGAAGGCCUAGUUCGACUUGCAACUGUGAAGUACAAUCGUAGUUCAGAAUUCUUGUGGAACUCAUGCAUGCAUCUGUGCAACUACAGCAUCAACAAGUACCAUUCGGACUACAUAAAGAGUCGCGAUGCUGGGGAUGAGGAUGUUGGGCACAAGUGGACACUGAGUGCCCUGCUGAGGCACCUCAAGAGUCAAGGCUGUGACACAGAGCAAUUGAUGCUGAACAUCGAAGAUGUGAUCAUUAAGGCGAUCUUCUCGUGCGCUCAAUCCAUCGUGGCAGCGUGUCGGAUGUUUGUGCCAAACAACAACAACUGCUUCGAACUCUAUGGCUUUGAUAUACUCAUCGAUGAUACCCUCAAGCCGUGGUUGCUGGAAGUGAAUCUCUCCCCAUCGCUAGGGAUUGAUACGCCGCUCGAUGCAAAGGUUAAGGCUUCCCUGUUGACUGAUCUGCUGAAUAUGGUGGGAAUUCCGGCAAUAAGUCCGCUUUUGAAGGCUGCGUACGAUAGCAAGUACGUUCGGCAUCGCAGUCUCAAUGGGAGGCGGGCAAAUUCAGCGGAUUUCAUCCAAGGAAGCCACACUCUGCCCAAGAAGCAUCAACAUCACACGCUGACAAGUCUUACAACGGAGGAAUUGCGGAUUGUGCGAUCGGCUAAGGCUCAAUAUGCACGACGAAGUGGCUUCAUUCGGAUCUUCCCGACGGAGGAUAGUUUAGCCAAAUAUGGGAUGUACAUGGAUCCAAUUACGGGCAUUCCAACGUCCACAACAGCGCCAUCGGGAACAUCAGUGUGUGCCAUGAUUAUUCCCCACAACUUCAAUGUUAUGCUCCACGGGCAGCUCUAUCCGCCGAAUAAUACGGAGAUGGAGAGCAGUAUCAGUGAUCGCAUGCAGCAGUACGAGAGAGCCCUGGAGACGAGCCAACCCCUGAAUUUGGGCAAUAAAAUGUACCAACCAAAGAGCACAGAUGAAGCACGAAGGCUCCGGAAGCAGAUACGGAAACUAAUUGAGAAUGGAAGUGAGAUGUCUCAGUUGCAGGCGAGGAAGGCAUUCCAAAUGUACCUGGAGUAUAUUCUGCGACGUUUGUCGACUGAAUCGAAGCAGUGCCACGAGAAGCUCAUUCUCAAAUUCAUCCAAAGAUCCGGUGUGAACUUCAAGACGCCCUUCUUCAUACGCAAUCCGUUUAGUCACAAAAUCCUCAGCAAGGAUCGCAGCGCCCUGGUGGCGAAGCAAUUGGGUGACUACAUGGAGGUGUACAACAAGGAGACGGAGGCACUGAGUGAUUCAUUCGAUCCGUAUGGAUCCAUUCCCAAUAGGUUGUUCAAUGACUUCCUGUGUCAGGCGCAGGAGUCCGAUCUCGAGGCGAUCCUCACAAUUCACACGAAUGCCACGCAGCAGAUGCCAUUCCUGUACAAUCGCUGUGCCCCUGGUGCCCCAGCAGCUCCUCCCAUUCCCGUGGGGGCUCAUGGAUUCCUCAAGGCCCUGCCCAAUAUGGCGCCAAUUGGCGUGAGCAAGGAAAGCCUCAAGAUUGAUCUCUACUACAAAUCAAUUGAGGCACGAUCGCCCGAAAAGGAGAUUCAGAACGGCAAGAGGCUGCCCGAGAAGACUUUUUCCUUCAACACGAUGAAGCGAAAGCAACACACAACAACCAAAUAAGAACAAAAUUCCUUCUCGCGCCAUUGCGCCAAUCCUUAAUCCUUAGAAAAGUUCUCCUUAAAUCUCUUUCAGCAAUCUUCAGGCAACUAUAAACUCUAAAGAAAAAAAAAUAAGCUAUAGAGAUGAUGACAAGAUAGUCAAAGUAUUGUGAUAACCAAAGCAUUUUUGUUCAACUCGAAUUUUUUUCUUGGACAUCUGUGAGAUUUAUUGAUAUGAAAAUGAAACUUUUUGUAAAGUAAUCUACUUUUGUAGGGGUCUUUUUUGAAUGAAUAAGUAAUUUAUUAAUUGAAUAUAUAUACGAUGCAUGAGAUAUUAGGUUACAAAAUGUUUUUAUUUAGAUUUUUAUUUAGUGAAGUGAAAAAAAUCUUUUUUAUGUGGUACUUAAUUCAAAAGCAGCUUUCCCCCAGUUGUCUAGUCAAUUAAACCACACGCAUUAUGAACUUAAAUAGAGCCAACAAGCAAAAAACCAGUGAGCAAUAUAUGAGAGCACUCUGCGAAAUUCAAAUCACAAAAAUCACCAAAGAGAAUGUAAAAAAAAUGAAGAAAAAAAUCUUUUAAAAAGUUUUAAUCGCAAAAAGCAUUCAGAAUGAUGUAAAUUAAAGUCCGUACUUUUUAGAUAAAUAGAGCAAAAAAUAUUCACAAAAAAGUAAUAAAAAAUGCAGAAAAUGUUAUUAAAAAAAUUAA
Lutzomyia longipalpis is the source of this 4211-nucleotide messenger RNA. It is a transcript of the gene TTLL5, whose product is annotated as tubulin polyglutamylase TTLL5. The record is from RefSeq and is a predicted model, not a curated record. Gene Ontology annotation, molecular function: tubulin-glutamic acid ligase activity; tubulin binding. The transcript is spliced from 7 exons. Gene Ontology annotation, biological process: microtubule cytoskeleton organization; protein polyglutamylation. Lineage: Eukaryota; Metazoa; Arthropoda; Insecta; Diptera; Psychodidae. Gene Ontology annotation, cellular component: cilium. The coding region runs from base 687 to 3527 and encodes 946 amino acids.